AUAAUUAGGAGAAUGGCAACGAGAGAAAGGGAGAGAGAUCGAGAGCUUCUGAUUCCCGUGACAGCAGGAAACGGUGCAGAAGAUGGUGGUGGCUCCAACUUAUCGUCUUCUUCGCCCUCCACUGCCACCUCUUCCUCCCACCACCACCACCUCCAUACCAGAGAGGCAUUUUCUAAAGUCAUUCGUAGCUGGGCUUCCAAAAAGUUUAUGUCUGGAUGUGUCAUACUUCUUCCUCUAGCCAUCACAUUCUACAUCACUUGGUGGUUCAUUCAUUUUGUGGACGGAUUUUUCUCCCCAAUCUAUGCCCAUCUGGGGAUUGAUGUAUUUGGUCUUGGUUUUGUCACCUCCAUCACUUUCAUCUUCUUAGUGGGUGUGUUCAUGUCCUCAUGGCUGGGAGCUUCUGUUCUUGGUUUGGGGGAAUGGUUCAUUAAAAAAAUGCCACUUAUAAGCUACAUAUAUUCUGCCUCAAAACAAAUAAGCGCAGCUAUAUCACCAGAUCAGAACUCUCACGCAUUCAAGGAAGUGGCUAUCAUAAGGCAUCCACGUAUUGGGGAAUAUGCAUUUGCAUUCAUCACAUCGACAGUGAUUCUACAGAGGAGUUCAGGCGAAGAGGAACUUUGCUGCGUUUUUGUACCCUCCAAUCAUCUCUAUAUUGGAGAUAUUUUCCUCAUCAGUUCAAAGGAUAUAAUGAGGCCAAAUUUAUCUGUUCGAGAAGGAAUAGAAAUUGUUAUUUCUGGAGGCAUGUCAAUACCUCAAAUAUUGACUACAGUGGAUGCACAAACCAUUCGGGCAGCUGCAAGAAUUGGCAGAAGCCCAAAAUUUGCAGUUCCACAAGUCUAAUGGCUGUAAAGAAGUUGUUUAGUUUAUUUAUUUCUAUUCAUUGAGAAAGCACAGGGGUAUUGAUCAAUGAAAUAGGUGUUACUUUUACUCCAUUAAUGAAGCAAUUUCCAACAGUACUGUAUUAACAAGAGUUGCAGUUUUACUGUUAAGAGGAAAACUCAACACUAAGGCCUUGGAUCGGGUGUUAUUGGAGUAACUAGCAAGUUCACUUAGACAAACCUCACCCCCGGAUUCUCCUUUUCAACUACUAGAGUGUAAAUUGUGACUAUGCUGAAGUUGUUUGGUUGCAUGACUUAUUUGGAUGGCUACGUUUUGAAAUUAACCUCCCAUGUAGCUUUCGUCUAUUCUUGCCAUCAUUUUCUGUAUCUUUAGGCU
Nelumbo nucifera (sacred lotus) is the source of this 1215-nucleotide messenger RNA. RefSeq names its product protein LIKE COV 1-like. NCBI's taxonomy places the organism in Eukaryota, Viridiplantae, Streptophyta, Magnoliopsida, Proteales, Nelumbonaceae. The record is from RefSeq and is a predicted model, not a curated record. Gene Ontology annotation, cellular component: Golgi apparatus.